AUGGAUAUUCAGACAGACAGACCCCGAGGUGGGGGUAGGGCCAGAGGUAGAGGCAGGGUUCCCCCUCAGGAGGAGUUUUAUCAAGAGGAGGAGGUGGUGCAACCUGUUCCACCUGUGCUUGAGAUGGUAGAUGUCACUCGUCUGUCGAGGUUGGCAAGAGAGGUUAUUAAGCUGGGUGCAGUUCCCUUUCAGGGAGGUACAGACCACAUGUCGCCAGAUCAAUGGAUCAAAAACAUGGAAAACUAUUUUAGGAUGGUCGUCUGUACCAACAGCGAGAAGAGAGAUAUAGCUACCUUUCUGUUUCAAGACGAAGCACGGGUAUGGUGGGACUGCACACAAAGAGCAGAGGAUGUGUCCAUCAUGACCUGGGAGGGUUUUGUGAAACGCUUUGGGGACAAGUACUUUCCAGCUUCGGUGAGAGAGCAGUUAGAGAUCGAAUUCCUUGCGCUGGUUCAAGGGGAAUUGAGUGUCAGAGACUACGAGGCUCGGUUCUCACAACUGCAUCGGUUUGUUAGGAAGAUGGAUGCAGAGGCAUUGGCUCACAAGUUCCAGCAAGGACUGAAUCAUGAGAUGGUGGCACUGAUCCUUGCUACUGCCAUGGCAAUUGAACAAGAGCUUCAGGCUCACCAGAAGGAGGUGUCAGCAACGGAGGACUCCCAAGGAAAGGGAAAAGCAGCUACGGAGAGCAGGAGUGCACUAGGUACUCAAGGUGGGUCCUGGAAGAGGCAGAGGACUCAUCAGCAGGCUCCAAAUGGAGUUGCAGCUGAACCUAUUAGGCAGGUUAUGCCCCCAACAUGUUAUAACUAUAAUGGAGUGGGUCAUCUGGCAAGGCAGUGCUUGAAGCUGAAAACUAGGUCAUGUUUUAAUUGUGGACAGAUAGGACAUCUAGCAAAUGAGUGUACCCAACCUCGGGUCAUGAGACAGAGGAAUCAGCAGAAUCAGCAACCUCCAGGAAAUGCCAGAGUGUUUGCUCUUUGUCAGCAGGGUGCAAGGGAGGAAGGUACCUUAUCGGUGUUUAAAUUCUUUUGCUAG
Messenger RNA from Rosa rugosa (rugosa rose), 1032 nucleotides. RefSeq lists its product as uncharacterized. The transcript is spliced from 2 exons. Gene Ontology annotation, molecular function: nucleic acid binding; zinc ion binding. The record is from RefSeq and is a predicted model, not a curated record. Lineage: Eukaryota; Viridiplantae; Streptophyta; Magnoliopsida; Rosales; Rosaceae. Bases 1 to 1032 code for a protein of 343 amino acids.